AUGACAUCUCUCGCACCCACACCCUCCACAGAGAUUUCCGAAUCUCCCGCUCGAGAAGAAGCACGCGCCUAUCUGCACAAUCUCCUCUGCAAAAAUCCUACUCGUUCACACAACCGAUCAUCGCAUGUUUCGGGGGGAAUUCAAGUGUACCGAUUCUAUAAAGAAGAAGAAGAAGAACCCCAAGAAGAGAAAGCUAACCCAUUCUCCACACCCCAGGACCUCAACGUAAUCCUCUCCGAAACCUACGAAUAUCGCAUUCCCCCCUCUCCCCCCACACCCACACCCACAUCCACAACCUCCUCAUCCACACAACCCAAAGAUCCCACCUCCUCCGUCUCGCAGUCCCAACCCCAACCCCAACCCCUCCUAAACAUCACCCCCCGCUGGCUCGGUCUCGUCGUCGUCCCCGGCGCCCACAUCCUCCGCAUCGAGCUCGAAGAAUUCGAAAGCCAAACACGCGGUCGCAAAUCCUAA
Messenger RNA from Botrytis sinoallii, 474 nucleotides. RefSeq lists its product as uncharacterized. NCBI's taxonomy places the organism in Eukaryota, Fungi, Ascomycota, Leotiomycetes, Helotiales, Sclerotiniaceae. The record is from RefSeq and is a predicted model, not a curated record. The transcript is spliced from 2 exons. Bases 1 to 474 code for a protein of 157 amino acids.